GUCCAUCCAUCUCCAGACCGUCUGUGUUGGACAUCAGGACGCGCUUGUAUCCGGCGGUGACAGGUGAAUCUUCGGCCGUUCGUGCCACGCAUGCACCGCCGGAGCGCACCGCCCUCCUGCCGCCGGGAGGAGCAGAGCAGAGGAGGAGAGGAGAGGAGAGGAGAGGAAAGGAGCGGAGCGGAGCAGAACCGGGAGCGCAGCGGCAGGAGUCUCAACACACAACGGGAUGCGGUUCGCGAUCUCUGCUGCUUGAAUUCUCAUUUCGCGUAACCUAAAUCCGCAAAGUUUCCCUUCCGCGAGAGAGAGAGAGCGAGAGAAAACCCCGGCAGAGGAAAAGCGACCGCUUCGGAAAUCUCGUGGCGGCGUCCCUUGUUUCGUUCCUCCCGACUGAACCGAACGCUCCGCAGCCCAGGUUGAUGUCAGUGGAACCGGGAGAGGGGCAGAGACGGGAGGACGGGAGGACAAACAAGACAUCUGCAGAUGUGCGUGUGCAGCCGACGCGCAGCGCAGACGGUGAAGUUGUUUUCCUGGAAAGGUACUGGUCCCCUUGCUGUUGCUUAGCAACAAAGUGAGUCCAUGAGAGUUGACGUCUUGGAAGAUUCCCACCGCCUGUCCAGAGACGGCGCUGUUCGGAUGUUCUGGGGAAGUUUGAGCGGACGUCAGAACCUGGAAGACCCCUGCCAAUUUGAUGUGUGAACGCACCCAGCGAUAAUGGCCCAGAGGACACACAGUGGACGUACAGCAGAAGCAGACGUGUUCAUGUGUCCCGUCCAUGCCACCCAACGCAGUCUCUCAUACAAACGCAUCUGAACUUCUCAAGAUCCCAUCGGCAGUGUGAGAAUGAGACUGGUGUGGAAAUCCCUGGACAAGAUGAGGUGUCUGAGGAAACGCUCCACCAUUCCCUUCCUCGGCUUCCUCAUCACCUUCCUCCUCUUCUUGAACCUCUACAUCGAGGAUGGCUACGUGCUGGAAGGAGAUAAGAGGCAGCUCAGGGAAGCGUCGGUCCAUCCUCCCAGCUCGGAGCGAUACGCUCACACCUUCAGAGACCUCAGUAACUUCUCUGGAACCAUUAAUGUCACAUACCGCUAUCUCGCCGGCACGCCUCUGAACCGCAAGAAGUUCCUGACCAUUGGAUUGUCAUCGGUCAAGAGGAAAAGGGGAAACUACCUCCUGGAGACGAUCAAAUCCAUCUUUGACCAGUCCAGCUACGAGGAGCUGAAAGAGAUUGUGGUUGUGGUCCACCUGGCGGACUUUGACCUGGUCUGGUGUGAGAAUGUGGUGCAGGAGAUCACCAGGAAGUUCGCUCACCACAUUAUAGCCGGACGCCUCCUGGUCAUCCAGGCCCCAGAGGAGUUCUACCCGUCUCUGGACGGCUUGAAGAGAAACUACAACGACCCGGAGGACAGAGUCCGUUUCCGCUCCAAGCAGAACGUCGACUACGCUUUCCUCCUGAACUUCUGCACGAACCUGUCGCACUUCUACAUGAUGCUGGAGGACGACGUGCGCUGCUCCCGGAACUUCCUGACGGCGCUGAAGAAGGUGAUAACCUCCAGAGAAGGCUCCUACUGGGUGAUGAUGGAGUUCUCCAAGCUGGGCUACAUCGGGAAGCUGUACCACUCCAGAGACCUGCCCCGCCUGGCUCACUUCCUCCUCAUGUUCUACCAGGAAAUGCCUUGCGACUGGCUCCUCAUCCACUUCCGGGGCCUGCUGGCUCAAAAGGACGUGAUCCGCUUCAAGCCCUCGCUGUUCCAGCACAUGGGCUACUACUCGUCCUACAAAGGAGUGGAGAACAAACUGAAGGACGACGACUUCGAGGAGGACUCCAUAGACAUCCCGGACAACCCCCCAGCCGGCAUUUACACCAACAUCAACGUCUUUGAGAACUACGAUGCCACCAAGGCGUACAGCACGGUGGACGAGUACUUUUGGGGGAAACCUCCCUCCACAGGAGAUUUCUUCGUCAUAGUCUUUAACAAAUCAACCAAAAUUAGCAAAAUUAGGAUUGCUACCGGGUCUGACGAACGACAAAGCGACUUUCUUCACCACGGAGCGCUGGAAGUAGGAGAGAAGUUGGUCGGGACUAAAAAAGGAAAGCAGUGCUCCUCUUACAUCACGUUAGGAGAGUUUAAAAACGGAAACAUCGAGGUUCAAGACGUGGACCACAAGAUUUCAUUUGACAUUGAGUGCGUUCGCAUUGUGGUGACAGCCAGCCAAAAAGAAUGGCUCAUUAUCAGAAGUAUCAGUUUAUGGACUACACAACCACCCAGCCAAUGAGAACUACACACAACCUCUCUUAGUAACCCAUACAGGCUGUUUUUAUUAUUAUUAUGUGUUUUCUAGGUUUAAUUUAUUCAUUUUGUAUGUAUUUAUUGAUUCUUCCUGCCAAAUAAGUCUGUGUUUUUAUACUUAAACGUUGUAACCUUAGUGGACCAUUUUCAGUCAUCCUCAAGGAUUUCUGAUCUAAUCUCAAUGUAUUGAAUAAUCAUAGCUUAUUCUUCAUAUGGUAGUAUUUGUAUAACAACCAUACUUUACCAAAACCUGAUUACAGGAAAGAGACGUAGCGAAAAAGUGAGUAAUCUGGGGUUUUGUUGAGUCUUUUCUUUGUUGUAGCAACGCUUCUUGACAAUAACUUUUAUUGUCAAGUCAGACUUUGGAAAGUCUGACUAUUUCCUCUUUAAUGGAAAGGUUGACGAUGAGCACAGAAAAAAUUUGUGAGACUCUCUGAGGUGGUGUGGCAGUAUCUCCGUCAUAGAAAAUACAGAGUCUGGCCAUCAUUUGAUCCGGAUGAUGAUCAAAAUGAGGUUCUGACACAAAUUGGCUAUUUCGUAUCCGAACGGUUUGAGAUCAAACUCUUUCCUCCAACAUACCGUGUUCACCCUUACACAGCGGGGCUCGACCCGACUCCAUCGAACUCUAGUGGGAAUCAGAUUUUGGUAUGCUGUUUGUGGGGCCAUCAGAAGCUGGUUGACUGACUUAUGACAAAUACUGGUGGAGAAAUGGGAUGGGAUAGCACAACACUGUGUAAUAAGGCUGGUGACGAUCAUGAAGAGAAGGUGUUGAUGGUGUACAGUUCACCCAUCCACUGCAGAGGCCCCCGUUUGUUAAAUGAAUACACUCUUUAUUAACAGUAUGUCUUGUUUUUUAAACUUCAAUCAUCCGUCUCAAUAAAUGUCACCAAAAUAAAUGUCAAUACCAGAAUAGGUUGUUUACGACCAGUAUUAGGGCCAUACAAAGAAAACAUUUUUAAAAAUUUAAUUACGACAAUAGUCUUAUUACGAGAGUAAAAUUUUAAUAUUACAAGAAUAAAAUCAUACUACAUGAAUAAAGUCUACAUAAUAUAAUAAUGUGAGGAAUAUGACAAUAGAAUCAUAUAUUUUGACAAGUCAGCAGUAUGAGAUUAGAGUUGUAAUAUGAUUUUUUUUCUUGUAAUACUACAACUUUAUUUUCAGAAUUUUAUAACUUCAUGCGUGUGAGUGUCACGACUCGUCAUCUAGAAGGAAGGCAGGUUGACCCAGUAGAUAGAAAAUAAUACUUUUUAUUUCCAGAACUCAGGCCCCGAACAACUCAACUUGAUGAAAAGAGCGCAGAGAAUCCCACAAACUACUCGGGUCUACGGUGAACUUAAACAGCUGGGGAAACACAAUUAGCAAAAAUCAAAACAGCUGCACUAAUUAACCCCCAAUAGGCGGGAAUGAGGAAAAACAACUAACAACGAAAAACACAUUCUGACAGUGAGUUUAUUCUUGUAAUGUUAGGACUUUAUUGAAUAUUAUCAUCUUAAUCUCACAAUGUUAUGACUUUAUUCUCGUGAUUUAAUUUUUACUAAUUUUCUUAGUGUGACCCUCCUGUUUUCUCUGAUUCAACCCACACACUCUUCCCUGCUGCUUAACACACAAAUGUACCGGUACUCUCCUUACAUUAAAAGAGACUUUUUAAACAAUUUAUUACCAAGAUACAUUGUUACAACAAAGAAAUGAUCAUCUACACAAAACUUUUAUUACUUUUUGAAUUUAUUUUCCAAUACUCUUCCUAUAAUUACAACCCACUACCAGUGAAGAUCCAAUGGAAAUAAAAACCAGUAAUAACCACAGAGGAAUCGGGCAAGUGGCAAAAGGAACAACCUUUUAUUAUGGCACAUGAAUGCAUCAAUGUUACAAAAAUUGUGGAUUUUAUUCUUAAAUAAAAAAAAGUUCUGAACAUCAUCCAAAGCUAAUGUUGGUAAAAAAAAAUAAAAAAAAUCCAAAGCAAGACCUUAAACAUAACAUAUGUCUAGAAAGAGAUACAACAAAGUUCUCUUUGGUCUCAUAGUUCUUUCUUCAAAUUGGGUCAAAAUAUUGAGAAAGUAAAACUAAUCUGAUAAUCUGAAUGAACCAACAAGAGUAGAGUCAGAUGGAAGUUUUCUUUUGCUUUGCGGCUGCAAAACAAUAUCUGGUCGAAAAAGGAAGCGGAGAUGGUCAAGAGGUUGGCAAGAAAAAGAAAAAAAAACACGAACAAGUUCAUUUGAGCCACUGGUGCAAGUGAUUUGAAAUAUUUCAAUCUGACACAACUUGCUGACUGCAGUCCAGUCCAGUCUGGGAGAGGCUGCCAUGUUAAGAAUGAGGCUUGUGCAUUAAUGUAAAGUGUCUAAACUUUCUAAUACGUAACAUUAGAAAGUUGCAGCAAUUGUUCUGUGUUGGUGUUGGUAAUGAAGAUGUGUGUCAUGUCUGUUGGGUGGAGAGAGUUUUAUUUUUUUUUCUGUGAAUUUGAACUAAGGAAUUCUGACUUCUCGUUUUAAAUGCUAGGCUAACUGCCGCUAACAAAUCAUUAGCAGCGUUUCCAUUACAAAUGUGCACAAAACUUUGUCUAUAUUCUGCUCAUGUGGAAAAAACUAAAUUUUGCAAGUGCUCCGUUUCUAUUAAACAGGAAACAAAAAAUCACCCAUGAAUACGUUUGUUCACCCAAUAAGUCAUUACAAAAAACACCUCACCAUCAUCCUCGACUACUUCUUGUCGUUUUCUUUGUGGUUUACGCCAACAUCUAAUUGUUGAUUUAUGUGAAUUGUCUGAAGCAAAAAGUGCUUCUAUUGCAGUUUUGCCAAAUAAACCAAUUUGGAUACGG
This is a messenger RNA of Gambusia affinis (western mosquitofish), 5097 nucleotides long. RefSeq names its product mgat4 family member C (gene mgat4c). Gene Ontology annotation, molecular function: acetylglucosaminyltransferase activity. The transcript is spliced from 7 exons. The coding region runs from base 841 to 2274 and encodes 477 amino acids. Lineage: Eukaryota; Metazoa; Chordata; Actinopteri; Cyprinodontiformes; Poeciliidae. Gene Ontology annotation, biological process: protein N-linked glycosylation. The record is from RefSeq and is a predicted model, not a curated record.